CUGACAACUUCUAUAAGAGCCGCCACAUGCCUGCCCUUACACUGUCCGGCCACACAUAGUAAUAGUAAUACCAAAAGCAAGCAGGGCUAGCCUGUUUUCCUCCCAAGAACAUGGAGCCGGUCGCCAACGCCAAGAAGUGUUGUCGUCCCUCCAUCUCCACCUCGCUCCAGCUGCUGCUACUGCUGCUUGUGCAGUUGCCGUCUAUGGCCACCUGCCGGCACAAGGAGGAGAUGAAGUCCAUCUACAACGUGGGGCAGAGGGUUGUCCCCGUCCGCCUCGGCCGCCCCGCGUUCGGCCCCGAGAGCCUCGCCUUCGACCACCGCGGCGACGGGCCCUACACCGGCGUCUCCAACGGCCGCGUCCUCCGCUGGCGCGGCCGCCGCGGGUGGACCGAGUUCGCCCACAACUACAAGCACGAGACGGAGGCGAUGUGUGCGGCGAAGAAGAGGGCGGCGUCGCCGGCGGAGAGCGCGUGCGGCCGGCCGCUGGGGCUGCAGUUCCACCGCGCGUCGGGCGACCUGUACUACGCCGACGCGUACCUGGGGCUGAUGCGCGUGGGGCGCCGCGGCGGCAGGGCGGAGGUGGUGGCCACGGAGGCCGGCGGCGCGACGCUCAACUUCGUCAACGGCGUGGACGUGGACCAGGAGACCGGACACGUCUACUUCACGGACAGCAGCGCCACGUACCAGCGGAGUGACUACAUUAUGAUCAUCCUGACCGGCGAAGCGACGGGGCGGCUGCUACGGUACGACCCGGCGACGAACAGCACCACCGUGCUGGCGUCGGGGCUGUCCUUCCCCAACGGCGUGGCGCUGAGCGCGGACGGGGCGCAUGUCGUAGUGGCCGAGACCACGCGGUGCCGGCUGCUCCGCCAUUGGCUGCGCGGCCCGGCCACCGGCACCACCGAGCCCUUCGCUGACCUGCCGGGCUACCCAGACAACGUGCGCCGCGCCGCCGACGCCGGUGCCGGUGCCGGUGGGUACCACUACUGGGUGGCGCUGAACCGGGACAAGUCGUGGCUGGUGAAUGGGACGACGCCCAGGUCGGUGGCUGCUGUCAGGGUCCACGGGGAGACUGGUGCCGUCACCGAGGCACUGCGCGGGCUCGGGAACGCCACGGUCAGUGAGGUGGUGGAGCGGCCCGGCGGCGCGCUCUGGCUUGGCUCCGUCGACACGCCCUAUGUUGGUCUGUUGAAGGUCGACGACCUUUAGAAAUUUUCAGAGUUUUUCAGUCUCAUUGGAUGGUUUACCUGACCAAAAAAAAAACUAGGUGUAAACCUAUCAGACUUCAACUGAUCAUUUUCAAUGAAUUUGCUAGGCGUGACUUGGCACAGCGAAGCCCUUGCUGACACAGAGGGUAAGAAGCUGUUUUAUUUGUAACUGAACCAUGAGUUGACAUUAAUUGAGCUUUUUUUUUAAUGCAAAA
Molecule: messenger RNA, 1425 nt
Organism: Sorghum bicolor (sorghum)
Lineage: Eukaryota; Viridiplantae; Streptophyta; Magnoliopsida; Poales; Poaceae
Product: protein STRICTOSIDINE SYNTHASE-LIKE 10
Exons: 3
Coding region: 111-1211 (366 amino acids)
Biological process (GO): biosynthetic process
Molecular function (GO): strictosidine synthase activity
Source: RefSeq, a predicted model, not a curated record